CUUGAAUCUUGCCGGAGAAGGCCGAGUUGUUACGGUUGACGCCCAAAUGUUAUCGCGCAUGCGCUUUGUUGAAUGUUCGUCACGUAUUUGCUUUAAUGGCGGCCGUAAAUGUAUUGAAUAAGAUCUAAUGGCAAAACAAUGGCCUCUUAUAGAGAAUCAUUAAAGGAGAAGGAAGCACAGAACUGGGUAAAGGCCGCCCUCGCCCUCAACAUCACCAAGGACGGAUCACAAGAUUUUCUGGAGGACGUACUGACAUGCGUUCACCAGGACAUCUAUAGCACCGUUAGAACAUCCAAGGGUCUUUCAUCCGGGGCAGCAUGUGCACAUUGUUUCACAGAAAACGUGUUGAAGUGCCCAACUCGUGGGAUAUGCACCAGUACUAGAAACUGUAGAUUUCAUAACUGUCCUCAAAAACUGUAUGCUCCUUGUCCAAAUGGGAUUUGUGAAGGCGUCCGUGAUGAAAUAGUCAAACAUCACAGGUUUUCGGGACCAUCAUGGAAGAAUACGAAUGCCGACAAAUGGAGCACCAUUCCCUGGGAGAUAGGCAAGUGUUUCCUGCCUCCUGAUGGCUACAAUACCGUGUCCUCCAUCAAAGACAGUGACUUUAACGGAGUGAUCAGCGUCAUGAUAAAUUGCGAGGAUUUCCAGAACAAGCUGUCAUUUAACGUUGCAACACAGCCAAAUUUGUUAACAGAGGUUCGAGACAUUGGUCGACCCAUACGCCAUUCCCAUGACCAGAGGGUCAAGGACACAGAACUAGUGGACUUCCUGUUCAAGCUACGCACCCUGCUGGAGGAUAAGACUGAAUUAAUAAACAGACCCGAGGCACAACGCGCUGUGGAACAGCUUAAGAAGCUGCAAACAGACGAUUUCAAGAUCAGUGCUGAGAACGAAGGGGAGAUAUUGAAGGAAGGAUUACGACUACGUUUGGCAAACCAUUACCGAACCACGUUGGCCGACAUGCCGAUAUCUCCCAUUCUCGGAGAAAAGAACGCCAAACUCGGGAAAUUUUACGUGGCACCGAAAAUUGUGGAGAAAGAUCAUCGAAAAAUCGGCAAAAUUGACGACAAAGAAAGCGGUCAAAAAAUUGCAAAAUUUUCAGAUGUUUUCAAAAAAGAAAUUCAGUUGCUCAGAAAUGUUUUCCUUGUUGGAGAACCGGGCAAUGGCAAAUCCACAUUCUCCGUAAUGUGUGCCCUGGAUUGGACUCACCAAUAUUUACCAGCGGAGGAAAACGUCGGUAUUAAAACAAGCUUUGCCGACCCAGAAUUCUUCAAAGAGUUUGCAUUUUUGUUUCAUGUCACCCUACGAGAUUCAGGUAAAACGUGUGAUCUAGCACAAAUGAUCAAGGAUCAACUUAUACGUAAAAUCUACCACGAGAAGGAUGCCGAUGAUGGUUACCGGCUAUUACAGACGGUGCUGGAAAGUGAAACAUGUUUAAUCAUAGCUGACGGCCUCGACGAAUGGACCCAUCCGGAAAACGUAAACUGUACCUGCAACACUGAGGAAAAAGUCAUUCCUUUCCGAAAUUCGGCCAACAAGGCCACACUCCUCACGACAACGCGUCCCUGGCGAAUGUCACAGUUUAGAGUGCAGGAUUCAAAGAUCGACAAAUAUCUUGAAAUAGAAGGAGCUGCAGACACAGAGCAACUCGUGGAAAAUAUCAUCAACAUUCUUAAUGGGGGAAAUGAGGAUGAACGGACACCAGAGGCUUUCAUGAGAAUGGCGUCAGAGAAGGAUCUUGAAAGAUUGUUGUCAGCACCUAUCAGUAUCACCCAGCUCGUGUGCCUGUGGUUCGAGGGCAAAUCGUUAACCGAUUCAAAGUGUGACAUUUAUGCUGGCGUGAUAAACAUGCUAUCAUGUAGAUGUAGUUAUAUGCAACGGAAGCAUAAAAUUCCGAAAAUUGAACUGCCAUCUGUAUUAAACGAACAUGAAUGCUUCGUGCAAAAUCCCAUGGUUUAUCUUGCGCUGGCAAAGUUAGCAUACACAACUUUGUAUUCAGAGUGCAGAGAUUCGUCUGUUGUUUUCAGCGACAAAACAGUCAACGCUUUGUUAAGCAGGGAGCAGGUUGAAUUUGCAUUGAAGUCUGGCUUACUCACGGAGAAGAAAUCCAACUCAUUGAUCAAGAGAUCAUCUCACUUUUCAUUCUUUCAUAAAACACUUCAAGAGUUUUUAGCGGCUCUUCAUUUAUGUUUGAAUGAAAACGACUUCAGUCAGCUAUCAAACAAGUACGAACCAGAUAAUAAGGAAAAUAUCUUAGGAGAUGUUUCUCAGACAUUUAUUUUCAUAUGUGGAAUGAAGCCCGAGCUCGGUGUACAAAUGUCUUCAUGGAUCAAUAGUUCUAUACAACCAUACCAACCAUCAAUCGACGAUAGAGAGGCUGAACUACUUCAGCCCCUGAUUCUCUCCGGACACCGUGAAGCCAGGGCGAACAAUCAUGGUGACAUACCGCUCUAUCUCGCACACUUCUUGAUUGAAAGUGACGAGGAUGUCGUAGUGUUAAAAAAGCUGAUGAUGAUAAACAAGGAACGUAUUCAGUCACUACACAUCAUUGAAUACAAUGAUCAAAUUAAUGGGGAAGAGCUGCAGGAGGUGAUCACAUCCUCCUCCGACUCCCUCAAAGCAGUGUCACUGCGGUACCAUGAUGGGCAGUAUGACCUGUCCCAGUGUCACAGGCUGGAAUCUCUGUGUAUAGUGGGAGACGAUAUAACACCUGUGCAGGUUGAUCCAACACAUAUUACAGCAUGUCACUUAUAUCGUGUAUCAUCGAAUGUUGAAAUGUACAUAUUUAGAUUAUUUAAACACGAUCAAAGGUGGAGUAAACUACAACAUGUUGAUUUAAGUAGCGUUAAGAAUGUCCAGUUACUUGUGGAUACACUACCAAGUCUCCCUCAGUUACAACGCCUUGAGAUAACGCAUACAGAUCUAGGUGAGCUCCACCUCCUCCCUCCAGCCUCCAUCACCGAUAUUACACUUUGGUUUGUGACAAUGACAGCGGAGGCGGUGCGGAGUCUGAUAGAGACGAUGAAGAACAUACCACACACCAUUACAUGCUACAUGUGGCGCUGCUGGGUGGAACCUGCCAGUGAGAUGAAAGACAUCCGAGAACAUAUGAACAGUUCGCCGUCAUUCAAGGUUCUCAAGUUCGACGAUACGAGUGAAGGGCUUUAUUUCGAAUUCACCAAAAUGUUAACAAUAAGUUAAAUGUUAGCAUCGAUUAUGGGAAUUCAUGUUUGAUGAAAAACAGUGAAACAAUCAAUGGGGAAGUGUCAUUCUAUUUAUAGAUAUGUAUGUCACUUUUUCCAGGAACUAAUUAUUAUCAACCACUUUCUAUGUGUAUUCAGUUAAUUUGAUUUAUGUUGUGUAUUUACAUGCAUCCAAAAAUAGAUUUAACUGUACACAGUAAUGUCGUUGGGGCUGGUGUUAUUAAAUAUAUCGAACUUGGAUGAAAACUUUCUUUUUAUACGCCCGAAGGGUCGUAUUAUGUUAUGGCCUCCAUCGUCUGUCCGUCCGUCUGUCUGUCUGUCCGUCCGUUAGCAAUUCCGUGUCCGGGCCAUAACUUGGUAACUAAUAAAGCGAUUUUCAAAUAACUUUAUACAAAUCAUCACUACAUUAAAAGGAUGUGUCGCGCGCAAUUUCCAGGUCCAUACCUCAAAGACUAGAAUCACCAUGGGGGUGCGUUAGCAAAUCCGUGUCCGGGCCACAACUUGGUCACUAAUAAAGUCAUUUUCAAAUAACUUUAUACAAAGCAUCAUUACAUUAAAAGGAUGUGUCGCGCGCAAUUUCCAGGUCCAUACCUCAAACACUAGAAUCACCAUGGGGGGCGUUAGCAAUUCUGUGUCCGGGCCACAUCUUUGUUACUAAUAAAGUGAUUUUCAAAUAACUUUAUACAAAUCAUCACUACAUUAAAAGGAUGUGUCGCGCGUAAUUUCCAGGUCCAUACCUCAAAGACUAGAAUCACCAUGGGGGUGCGUGUGUCCGGGCCACAACUUGGUCACUAAUAAAGUCAUUUUCAAAUAACUUUAUACAAAGCAUCAUUACAUUAAAAGGAUGUGUCGCGCGCAAUUUCCAGGUCUAUACCUCAAACACUAGAAUCACCAUGGGGGGCGUUAGCAAUUCUGUGUCCGGGCCACAUCUUUGUUACUAAUAAAGUGAUUUUCAAAUAACUUUAUACAAAUUAUUACUACAUAAAAGGAUGUGUCGCGCGCAAUUUCCAGGUCCAUACCUCAAAGACUAGAAUCACCAUGGGGGUGCGUUAGCAAAUCCGUGUCCGGGCCACAACUUGGUCACUAAUAAGUCAUUUUCAAAUAACUUUAUACAAAGCAUCAUUACAUUAAAAGGAUGUGUCGCGCGCAAUUUCCAGGUCCAUACCUCAAACACUAGAAUCACCAUGGGGGGGCGUUAGCAAUUCUGUGUCCGGGCCACAUCUUUGUUACUAAUAAAGUGAUUUUCAAAUAACUUUAUACAAAUCAUCACUACAUUAAAAGGAUGUGCCACAUGCGAUUUCCAGGUCCAUACCUCAAAGUCUAGAAUCACCAUGGGGGGACGUUAGCAAUUCCAUGUCCAGGCCAUAACUCAAAGACUAGAAUCACCAUGGGGGGGCGUUAGCAAUUCUGUGUCCGGGCCACAUCUUUGUUACUCGUCCGUUAGCAAUUCCGUGUCCGGGCCAUAACUUGGUAACUAAUAAAGCGAUUUUCAAAUAACUAUACAAAUCAUCACUACAUUAAAAGGACCUCAAGCCGAAUCUUCUUCGGGCGUAUAAUGCUCCGUUUCGCGGUGCUCUUGUUUAAUUAUAACACAACAGUCCGUAAUCAACACGUGCAAUAGUCGGUUCAACUUGUUGGACAUUUUUUUAAAAGAAUCCCUCAAUAAAUCAACUAGUUUCCUAGUUACUUCGCUAAGAGAUUAUUAAUUGAUAUGGAAUAUUUAACUUAUUUCUUUAUUCAAAAUGGCAUUCUAGCUCAGCUGUUUUUUUAUAUUCUGUAUUAUAGAAAUGUAUCAAUAACACGUUGACUUUUUUAAUUUUUAUGAUCUAUUACAUAAAUUUCACAUUAUUAUAAUGCUAUCUACAAAACUAUGAUAUCAUUUAUGCACCAGUCAAUUGUAACCACGGCCAUCAGGUACGGGGGUAUACCGGGGAAAGGCGGGGAAAUUGGCCGUGUUUUUACCUUCCAGGUGGCCCUGCAGUGCCGUGUGAGUGCGGUGGUUUUGUCUUCGCGCCAAAUAUAGCGAGGAAUUGGCCUUACCUAGGGUCCCUGGGGUGCGAGGGCAUUAAACGGGGACCUUACCAGCAAUUCGUCCCCGCAAGACGGGGAUUUUACCCGGGCUUGGCAGGAACGAAAGUCAAAGUCCCCGCUAUUCCCCGGACCUGGGGGAGGGGCGUAGUUAUAAUUGACUGGUGCAUUAUCGACAAAUGCUUCAAAGGAAAUACCCAAACAAUAAACACAUUGAGUUACCUAAAUAAUAGAAUAUACAAUGCCCUAUUAUUAAACAUGUCACACAAUUGGAGUAUUAUUGAAGAAGAUAUGAUUAAAUGUUGAAAAUA
This is a messenger RNA of Mya arenaria, 5542 nucleotides long. RefSeq lists its product as uncharacterized. Lineage: Eukaryota; Metazoa; Mollusca; Bivalvia; Myida; Myidae. The transcript has 5 exons. The coding region runs from base 139 to 3201 and encodes 1020 amino acids. The record is from RefSeq and is a predicted model, not a curated record.